AUGGCACGUAAUCCGGCCAUUGACCCUCCGCGAUUCGCUCCACCGGCGAGAGUUUAUUCGGCCACUUCACCUUCACCAUCGCAUUCACGAUCUCCUUCCCCUUCGCGUCACAACCGCAAUCGCUCGCAAUCCGACGAUCCUUUAGGCCGAGACCUUUCUCCAACUCGCACAUUGAAAGCAUUCACAUCGACACCGGGAAGCGAGGAGAGCAAGAGCCAGGCAGCUCUAGUACGCUUGAUUGAGAAGGCCUCGUCUUCAGAAAGAGCUUUUGGCAUCAGGAUAGCCCAGACGUGCAAGGACAUCAAAGCCUGGCACGCCGAACUGCAACAAUGGCCUUGGGCUAAUUCAUUCGAGCCUCCGAUCCAUGCCACACAUGCCGUCGAAGGUCCCUACUGGGGCAGCCUUCGAGAAAGCCAGGUUAUAGCAUACGAGCAACGCAUUCAGGACAUCCGCGAAGCCCUGUACAACCGGGAUGUUGACGAGCUUAAGGAUUAUGUCCUCUCCCAACACGUCCAGCCAAAGUCGUCCGACUUUGAACUCUACGAGCGCCUCGACGACUUUACUGCUUUGAUCACUGCCACAAUCCUGCAUGCCCUGCCCGAUCUCUCGCGUCUAGGUCGCUUGUUAGAUACUUGGUCGAUGCGCAUCACGCUAUUGCGCAAAGUCCCUGGCUAUCUCAGAGGCCUCGAUCAAGCCAAGACUGAAUUGGAUAAUGCUUGGUCUGGCAUGGCUCAACAUCUUCGAGACACGAAUGAUACACCUGCUGUACGCAGUGCUUUCCACGCUCUCCAAGAACAGUUGGAGUCACGCAUGGGCAAAGUUGGCGGACGACUUGACUCCAUGUUGGACGACCUUGAAGGACGUGAAGAAACACUCCCAGAUGCCUGGAUCGAUACUUUUGAAUCGCUUGAAGCGAGUUAUAGUGACUGGCUUACUCAAACCGAGCGUCACAUAGUUGGUCACAAUAUGCCGCUGCUUGUGUCUGCCCACGCCAAAGACAUUUCUGCUGGUGUAGCUACUGGCGGGAAUUCUACAUCCUCUGUGGGUCUUUUAGACCGUGAAGAAUCUGCCGUUGUCCAUGCUCCUCCGGAGCUAGCCACAUCUUCAGAGGUUGGUCCGAACAUUGACCCAGCUACAGAAGAAACCUCUGUACCUGCGGGUCAAGAUGAUGAACAUGCCCUUGUUCAACCAGUUGAAAGCCCCAUCUUAGGAAUAAAUUCCGCGUUCCUGCCUGAUCUAGAUGAAUCCUCUGACAUUGAAAGCGACAACGUUUCGAAAGACUUGGUGAGGGUACCCGUUUCGCCAAUUGGUACCUCUCAGCCGGCUGUGUCAGCAUCUGACUCCCNNCUUCAUCGGGCCGGCAGCCUCAAGUCGUUGUCAUCAAACCUCUCACGCUCGCGGCAUGUACCUAUUGUUGUCAGCUAUAAUGAGGGCGCGUCACCAAGUCCUGUAUCCUCGAUUGCGCCAACUCCAGACGCAGGAUCUCCUGCUGUAACUGCUGCGUCCCCAACGCCAGCCUCAGAGCAGGCUUCUCCGGCUAUGAAUAGUGUUCGUGCCAAAGCAGCUUUCCUCAAUGGAGGCAUUGAGCGUACCCAAUCGCUGCAAAAGUCUGUCAAUAGUCCUGUCCGACCCUUUGAACAUGCUUCCAUGGCCUUCACAAAGCUAUUCAACAAGACCAACAAUACUUCCAACGGCAUUUCUAGUCAUUCCAGGAACAGCUCUACUUCCAGCCGAACAAGCAAUCGCAAAGGACUAGGGCUGGGCAUCAAGAAUCAUGAGGGCUUCCGCCACUUCCAUCGCUCUGCAUCUUUAACAACACCUGCACCUUCAGAGAAAGAUGGUGAUAGGGGAGCCANNGCAAAAGUAUCCCAACUUCCUGCGCAAUCCUCGUCAUCGCCAGCCCCAGUGAUAUCUUCUAGUCCAGAGCAGGCCUCGGCAACUCGUGCCGUCUCCCAGCCUGCUCCUAUCAGCUUUCCACAAGACCUUCAAAGGCCAAUGGAUGCAUUCGUGACACCAGAGAUCGAGCAAGACUACUUCCCCUCUACCGAAAACAGCAAAUCCACACUGGAUUCGAAUUGGGACUCACCAGCACUUGUCGAAUCUCCAGAGGACUGGCCUCUACCUGUCAGAAUCUAUGAUGAUGAAAUCCACACGCCCAAGGAUCCUAUGGCCUCUGAUAUGUUUGAGAAGAUGUUUGUCGACAGUCUACCUGGAACGCCACAGACCAAAUCGCGGCCACCAUCCCAAGAAAGCAAUCCUUUUGAAAAGAUGUUCAGAUCGAAACGAUCGGGUUCGAAGGAGCCGCUUUUCGAUGAUGCAAUGCUUAACGACAUCUCUCAACAUAGACCCCGUAGUGGGCCAUCAUCACCUGUCAGUCCAAGACCAAGACAUCUGUCCAGACCUAGCACCACGAGCCUACCCUUUGAGCCUAUCACGGAACUGCCAACGCCUGGGUCAUUUGAUGCGACUCCCGAGGUUCAAGAUGCUUCACCGGUGGGUUAUUUCAGGGCCAAGCAGGUGCAGACGUCACCAGGAAGUAGGGUAUCCNCCGUCCACGCGAGCAACGCUUCAUGGAGCAACUUCAGUUCUGUAGGUGCUGGACAUGAGGAGGUACUCGAAGAAUCUGACGAUCACGACAACGAACUCAACUCUAAGAAUAGGCGUUCAAUGAUCAAGAGAGCUUCUGUGACCUCAAUCGAGGCUCACUCGAGAUCAGAGCUGAACACAAUUCAAAUACCUGUUGUGUCUAGACGAUCUAGUCUCUCGGCCCCAGCCACCGCUAAGCCAACCAAGGAACCGCUAGGAGAUGAUUUUUACGAUGACCAAGAAGAACUCGGUGGCGAACCACCAGCAUUCGGAUUGCCUCCAUUGACAGUGCGUUCCGAUACAGAAAGAAGUAGCACCGCCAAAACUGUUGGGGCCACGAAACCUCCUCCACUCAACCUUGAAGUUCAAAAGCGUCGCUACGUUGUCGAACCCGAGGCUACACCUAAAGCUUUAGAAACCAACCGCAGCAUUUCUCAGCCAGAGACGGCUAGAAAGGGACACAAGCGUAAUACGUCGAAUGCUGAACAGCUGGAUCGUCAUGUCAGCCGUGUUCUGAGCGCUCUGCCAUCUCGUAUUGCUUUCAAGCCUUCUCUCUCGCUUCCAUCCCAUGAACCAUCCCGCGAACCGUCCCGCGAACCGUCCCCUGCGCCAACCACUACUCCUGGUGCCUCUCGACCACGUCCUGCGAUAUCUAGCAAGCCGCUUCGCACUGGACUCACUCUUUCUGCCGUUCAAUCUGAUUUGACAUCCAGAAAGUCGAACGCAAACGAUGCGGAUGGAAAGAUGUACCAUUUGACGCAGGAAGGAAAAGAACAACCCAUCAAACUGUUCGUUCGUCUGGUCGGCGAAGGCGAACGUUGUAUGGUCCGUGUAGGUGGUGGUUGGGCUGAUCUCGGCGAGUACCUACGUCAAUACGCAGAGCACCACGGCCAUCGUACUUUUAGUGACGGUAAGCUGGAAGUGGGCGGCACACGUAUUGGUGGAGGCGCCAAAACUCGCACACCACUCAGCAGACCUGGAAGUGUUCUCGAUCGUCCAGACAGCAGCAUGAGUCUACACAGUCGCUCGUCUUUCGGUGCUGUUGGGGCCCCAAUGCCAUUGGAUAUGCUACACAGCAGUCCUUCGGCCACUACUCAACCCAUUGACCUCACGCCUACUACCACACGCAACGGUGCCUAUCGCACUCCGACCGGGUCUGUUAAAAGUUCUUCACGCCCGUCUACCGCAGAAACUUUCCUAAACGCCUCUCCUUCGUCAUGGUCAGGCCAGGAGAUCGGCCUCGCAGGCCCUUCAGCCAAACACUCAAGAGGCAACCGUGAGCUUGACGAGCAAAAAGCACGCUGGGUUGAAGAAAUGAUGAGUCGAGCCAAACAAGCCAGUAGUGUUGAGAGAAAGAGAAGCGAGACUGAUCGCGCCGCCUGGGCAGAUAUGGGCAAAGUCGGUGGCACACGUCGCAUGAUGUUCCGCCAUAAGACUGGGGGAGAGAAUGGAAGUGGCUAG
This is a messenger RNA of Aureobasidium musti, 4047 nucleotides long. The record is from the annotation of a GenBank genome assembly. Lineage: Eukaryota; Fungi; Ascomycota; Dothideomycetes; Dothideales; Saccotheciaceae.